Molecule: messenger RNA, 482 nt
Organism: Pterocles gutturalis (yellow-throated sandgrouse)
Lineage: Eukaryota; Metazoa; Chordata; Aves; Pterocliformes; Pteroclidae
Gene: GTF2H5
Product: general transcription factor IIH, polypeptide 5
Exons: 2
Coding region: 56-271 (71 amino acids)
Biological process (GO): nucleotide-excision repair, preincision complex assembly; transcription initiation at RNA polymerase II promoter; transcription by RNA polymerase II
Cellular component (GO): transcription factor TFIIH core complex; transcription factor TFIIH holo complex
Source: RefSeq, a predicted model, not a curated record
CAGGAGUUGUGCUUGUCACCUUCUUCCUUUCAGCGGUUGUAAGAGCACUGAGAAGAUGGUGAAUGUUCUGAAAGGGGUUCUGAUUGAAUGUGACCCAGCAAUGAAGCAGUUUCUGCUUUACUUGGAUGAGUCAAAUGCAUUGGGAAAGAAGUUCAUCAUACAAGACCUGGAUGAAACUCAUGUCUUUGUAUUAGCUGAGUUGGUUAACUUCCUUCAGGAGAGAGUGGGCGAGUUAAUGGACCAGAACUCUUUUCCUAUUACUCAGAAGUAAAAAAGACUAGAGAAAUGAGAUUACUGCGAGUUUUGGAAGAGUGAAUUUCAAUAGCUUGGGUUGUUACUGUUUUAAUAGAUACACUGUGGUUAGUCAGUUCUACAUGGCUACUCUAGAAAAUGGAUCAUUUUCAUAGACAGAAUACUCUUGAAUUGGAUUUUAUUUCUUAUUUUGAAAGAUUAUUGUACCCUUAUUAAAAUCCUUAGAAUGA